Heteronotia binoei (common prickly gecko) is the source of this 5149-nucleotide messenger RNA. It is a transcript of the gene COL20A1, whose product is annotated as collagen type XX alpha 1 chain. The record is from RefSeq and is a predicted model, not a curated record. Bases 122 to 4534 code for a protein of 1470 amino acids. NCBI's taxonomy places the organism in Eukaryota, Metazoa, Chordata, Lepidosauria, Squamata, Gekkonidae. The transcript has 40 exons. Gene Ontology annotation, molecular function: protein binding.
AAUUUCUCCAAGGCGGCAGACAAGCCUCUGGCUUCUUUCCUGAGACAUCCAGCAUGUACACAGAUUCUUCAUACCACCCCAGCCAACGUCAGAGAGAACCCUGCGAAGAUACAAGGUCAUCAUGUUGGCACAUGGACUCUUCUGGAUUCCCUGCAUAAUGCUGGCGAGUCACAUCGUACUACAGGUGUGUGGUCAAGGAUCAAACCGGUUGAAGCUGACGGUCCUGUCAGAAGACAGGCUGCAGAUGAAGUGGAAAGAGACGGAAGGAAACACCAACGGGUACAAAGUUCGCGUGAAGCCGAUGGCAGGAGAUUCUGAACAGGAGGUCAUGCUCAAAACCAAGACUGCCAAAGCCACGGUGGGGGGGCUGAGCCCCACCAAGGAGUACACGCUGCAGAUCUACGUCCUCAACGGCUCCCAAGAGGCUCUCUUUGUCAAGAGGCGAUUUGUGAUUGAAGAGCUAAAAAACUUCUCUCAAGUUAGAAAUAACAGAAGGAACCCGACAAGCGCCCCAGAAAAGGCGGAGACAUUCCUGGGGACCACAGCUGCUGAAUACAUCCUGGAGACUGAAGCCAUUAUCUCUCCUACCAGCGAAACUCUGAUAAGAAAGGAUGAGCUAGACCAGAAAAGACCCAAAGCAGCCGUACCCAAAGGUGGGGUUGAAAAUGUGCCCACUGCAGAGCCAGCCGUGAAGCUGUCGCCCCUGACAACCAUGAGGAUAACGCCUCUUCCAAGUCAGAUGGCGUUUGAAAUGGACUAUCUGGCCCAGGAGAAAACUGCUAGGGAUGGCUUAAGGAGAGUUUCUAACUUCCAGUGUGACUCCUCCGCGACGACUGAUAUUGUCCUUCUGGUGGAUGGUUCCUGGAGCAUCGGCCGCAAUAAUUUCAGGCUCAUCAGAGAAUUCCUGGCUGCUUUGGUGGCGCCGUUCAACAUUGCUGAGGAGAAGAUCAGAGUAGGCUUAUCCCAAUACAGCAGUGAUCCACGCACAGAAUGGGACCUGAAAACGCACACCACCCGGGAUGAGGUGUUAAAUGCAUUGAGGAGCUUGCAGUACAAAGGAGGCAACACUUUCACAGGACUUGCUUUGACCCACGUUUUGGAACAGAAUCUGAGGCCUGAAGCCGGAGCUCGGCCAGAGGCUCCCAAAGUGAUCAUCCUCUUGACCGACGGCAAAUCGCAGGAUGACGCCAGCCCCCCUGCGCAAACCUUGAAGAAUAUGGGAAUCGAGAUCUUUGCCAUUGGAGUGAAAAACGCCGAUGAGGCAGAAUUGCGCCAAGUGGCCUCUGAGCCUUUGGAGUUGACGGUCUAUAAUGUCUUGGACUUCCCACUGCUCAGUUCUCUGGCUGGCCGACUGACGCGAGUCUUGUGUGUGCGAAUUAAGGAGAAGAACAAGGAGGAGAACACAGAUGACCUGGUGAAAACUGCUCCGGUGAACGGCAUUGCCCAUCUGAGCCCAUCCAACCUGGUCGUAAAAGAGGUGACUGCCAGAAGUAUGCACCUCAUCUGGAAGCCUCCACUGAUCCCACCCAAGAAGUACAGGGUGGUCUACUACCCAUCCAGGGGCGGGAUCCCCAAAGAGGUGGUUUUAGAUGGUUCUGCCUCCUCUGCACAGCUCUUCAACCUCACUUCCCACACUGAAUAUCUGGUUUCGGUAUUUCCCAUUUAUGAGAACGCGGUCGGAGAUGGACUCCGAGGUAUCACCUCAACCUUGCCUCUGUCUGCUCCCCGGUCCCUCCGAGCAUCUGAAAUCAGUCACAACAGUAUCAAACUCACCUGGCAGCCAGCAGAUGGCGCCACGCGGUAUCUGGUACUUUGUUCUUCAGCACCCAACGGAGCGAGCGACCAUACUAAAGAGGUGAAAGUCGUAAAGACUGAAGUUCUGCUUGAGGGGUUGUCUCCCAGCACUGAAUACGCGCUAGCUGUGUAUGCGAUGUAUGGAGAAGAUGCUAGUGACCCCACAAGUAUCCAGGAAACCACAUUGGCCCUGAGCCCUCCGCCCCGCCUGAGUUUCUCAGAUAUCAGCCAUGGUUCCAUCAGGGUUAACUGGGAGGCGACCUUGCGAGCUGUGAAAACUCACCGAGUGACCUAUAUGUCCAGCAGGGGGAGCAACACUGGGGAGUUGGAGGUUCCUGGCAAUGUUUCAUCUGCUGUGCUGAAGCCUCUGUCAUCACUGACAAAAUAUUUUGUCAGCGUGACUUCCAUUUACGAUGAAGGCGAAUCCUUUCCAGUUACGGGCAAUGUUACUACAUUAAAGGUGCCGCCGCCAAGCCACCUGAAGGUCACGGAGCUCUCGGGAAGUGAGAUACGGCUGGAGUGGGAAGCGAUCGCGGCGUCCGAUGUGGUGGUCUACCAGAUCAAAUGGAACGUGCUUGGUGAAGGGCGGUCGCAGGAGCUCUCCGUGGCUGGGAACUUGGCUGCCGCUGUCCUGCCUGGUCUGAAAAAGAACACCGAAUACCAGAUAUCAAUUUGGGCGUAUUACAAGGAUGGAGCUCGGAGUGAUACAGUCUCUGUUCGGCACAGGAUCACCACCAAGAAUCCUCCUGCAAACCUCUUUGUGGAUUCUGAGACUCCCAACAGCCUACAAGUCCAUUGGAGUCCUCCAGAGGGCACCGUGCAGCACUACAGACUCACCUACACCCCAGAAACCAGCCAGAAGCACCAGGAGAUGAUAAUGCUUUCGGGGAAAAGCCGGGCCGUCACACUUCACUCACUCCUUCCUGGUACAGUGUACACCGUGACAGUUUCUGCAGUCUACGCCACAGGAGAGAGUGAUCCCAUCUCUAUGACUGGCCAGACAGCCCCAGCCAUGGCCAGGUUGCCCACAUCAAGAGGAUCCAUCCUGUUCAAAACUGAUGCCUGUCCUGCCCUCAACUCCGCUGACGGCUCUCUACGAGGGUUUGAUCUGAUGGAGGCAUUUGGACUCCAGGAAAAAGAGUAUGCCUCCAUUAAAGGAGUGGCGAUGGAGCCCUACAUCUUUCUAGGAACUCACACAUACACCCUCUACAGAGAUAUCCAACUGACCCGCCAAACAAGUGAAGUGUUUGCUUCUGGAAUUCCCAGCGAGUACACCAUCACCUUCCUACUCCGACUUCUGCCAGAGAGCCCCAGGGAAUCCUUUGCCGUGUGGCAGGUGACGGACGAAGACUUCCAGCCCCUUCUGGGCAUUGUACUUGACCCCAACAAGAAAUCCUUGGCCUAUUUCGGGCGUGACCACGAUGCUGAUGUAGAAGAAGUCGCCUUUGAUCAACCGGACGUGAAGAAGAUUUUCUACGGGAGCUUCCACAAGGUGCACGUCUCCGUGAGCCGUUCCAGGGUCAAACUGUAUAUCGACUGCAAGAAAAUAGCCGAGAAGCCAUUUGGAGCUUCAGAGAAUGUCUUGACUGCUGGCUUUGUCAUGCUGGGGAAGCUGACGAGGACCCGAGGACCACGGAGUGGGUCGGCAGCGUUCCAGCUGCAGUCACUGAAGAUCGUGUGCAGCAGUUUGUGGGCAGAAGAAGACCGAUGUUGUGAGGUCCCAGCACUGAGGGAUGAAGAAGUCUGUCCCAGCGUCUUUCCUUCCUGCACCUGUACGUCGGGGAUUCCAGGUGUUCCGGGACCCCCAGGGCCUCCAGGCAGUCCUGGAAGGAGAGGACCACAGGGGGAACAAGGAGAGCCGGGCCCUAAGGGUGCACCAGGGCCACCCGGACAGGUUGGGCCAGAAGGUCCAGGAGGACAUCAAGGGACACCAGGCUCCCAAGGAUUAGCUGUGCAGGGUCCUAUUGGACCCCCAGGUAUUAAAGGUGAUAAAGGAGACAGCGGCAGUCCAGGAAUUCAGGGUAUUAUGGGCCCCCAGGGAGCUCCAGGGAAAGAUGGAAUUCAAGGCGCCAAGGGUGUUCGAGGCCUAGAAGGCACGGCUGGGCCUCCAGGGCCACCAGGACCACGGGGUUUCCAAGGAAUAGCAGGGGCAAGAGGUGGCCCUGGAGAGAAGGGCCCCCCAGGAGAAGUUGGACCAACGGGGCUUCCUGGUCCAAAAGGAGAAAGGGGAGAGAAAGGUGAACCACAGUCCAUAGCUACCAUCUAUCACUUGGUAAACCAGGCCUGCGAGCGUCUGAUUCAGUCUCACGUGCUGAAGUUUGACUCGUUCAUCCACGACCACGCGAGGAAGCCUGCUCCCAUCUGGGAAGACAAACUGAAAGCAGGAGAGCCCGGCCCCCCAGGCCUUCCGGGGCCCCCAGGCAUGAAAGGAGAACGAGGAGAAGUGGGGAUGCCUGGGCAGCCUGGCAGAGACGGAUAUCCGGGGGAACGAGGUUCUCCAGGACUCAAAGGGGAGAAAGGUUCUUCUGGACUUCAUGUGGAUGGCUUACAAGGCCCAAGAGGUUGGACAGGCCCAGCAGGAGAAGCGCCACUCGGUAAGCAGGGACCCAAAGGCACCCCUGGCAGCACUGGUUCCCCCGGGUUUCCCGGGGCUAGAGGCCAGCCUGGAGAACCUGGCCCUGCAGGUGGAUGUGUCACUUCUGACUGCUAUGAAGAAAACCUGAGAGAGCUGAUUCCCUGAUGGCACAAGAUGCGGUCGCCAUUUCCAACCCCACUGCUGGAAACGUUUGUUUACAGAAAGGACCUCUGCAGCUCGGAGACUGGUGUUUCCCCCCCUCAAUGGCACCAUUUCUGCCCACUGGUUUCUCAGAGCAAAAUCAUCCAGCCGUAGACGAACGAUCCCUGAAUGUGCAUCUCUGCCUUGUGUGUGUGUGUGUGUUUUUUUUCACCCCAAGUUCUUCAUCUCACACGCUCUCCGAGGGUCACUGAAAUGAUACCUUUAGGAGGUCAUCUCUACAAUAACGCCGUGGAUCAUUUGAUGCAAUCCGGACUUAUUCCGUUCCAUUGGAGUUGACUUCACUGCAGUGUUGCUUCAUGCCCGUUAAUGGCUUUCACUGCAGUUGACUUCAUGCCCGUUAAUGGCUUUGCUGUGUUGCCUUCAAGGUCUCCGUAAUGGUGGCUUAGCCGGUUCGUAUGUUGAUUCUCGGUAAUUAAAGUAAUUAAAGGACUUGUCCUCGGUAAUUAAAGGAGUUCUGAGCAAGUGACAGAGACGGCAGUCGCAACAAACGAGGGGGCUGCAUUACCCGUUGGCAAGCAAAGGGACAGCUUUUAUAUUAUUAAAAAUCUUUGUUUCUUC